Struthio camelus australis is the source of this 1032-nucleotide messenger RNA. The record is from RefSeq and is a predicted model, not a curated record. Lineage: Eukaryota; Metazoa; Chordata; Aves; Struthioniformes; Struthionidae.
AUGGUGGCACGUGCUGAGCAGCACGUCCAGCCAAAGGCAGCUCACAUCGCAGAGCAGACCACCCUGCGGGUGCUGUCGAAGGCCGUUUUCCCCUCAGAGCUCACCAUCUCUCUCCAGCACGCAAAUGAUUUAUUGUCAACAGAAGAACAAUGGAAGUUCCAACAUCAGAAAAUGCAUGCAAAGCACCAUAGUCAUGUCAUGCUUAUGGAAAUAAUUCUUAUUCUCAUUGCAACCUUGAUUGUUGCCCGGAUUAUACUUAUUCAGUGGAAGCAAAGACACUGUCAGUCAUACAAUUUAGUCACACUGCUGCAGAUGUGGGUUGUUCCUCUUCAUUUCACCAUCAAACUUUACUGCUGGAGAUUUCUGUCCAUGUGGGGAACGUUCUCUGUUAUUACUAGAUCCAUCAUUUUCAGAGCAACUCGCAAGCCUCUCUCAGGAGGGACACCACAGUUGGUAUACAAGCGGUUCCUUCUGAUCUAUAAAUUGAGUUGUGCAAUUGGAAUUGUGGGUUAUUUAGCAAUAACAUUUACCAUGUUUGGAUUCAAUUUAUUCUUUAGAAUCAAGACUGAAGACUCUAUGGGUUUUGGUGUGAUACUGUUUUUUUAUGGGCUGUACUAUGGAGUGAUGGGAAGAGACUUUACAGAGAUUUGUUCUGACUACAUGGCUUCCACCACUGGUUUUUACAAUGUCAGUGGCAUACCAACAAGAAACGUGUCCAAUGACAUCUGUGCAGUCUGUGGGCAGAAAAUAUUUGUGGAUGUAAAUGAAGAAGGGAUCACUGAAAAUACCUACCAGCUGUCCUGUAAUCAUGUGUUUCAUGAAUUCUGCAUUUGUGGUUGGUGUACUGUUGGCAAGAAACAGACUUGCCUAUGCAAGGAGAAAGUUGAUUUGAAGAGGAUCUUAAGUAACCCAUAUUCUUUCCCACACAUGUUGUAUGGGCAACUUUUGGAUUGGCUCCGCUAUCUGGUGGCUUGGUAACCAGCUGUUAUAGGCAUAGUCCAAGGCAUUAAUUACUCACUGAGUUUAGAAUAG